Messenger RNA from Effrenium voratum, 4637 nucleotides. Lineage: Eukaryota; Dinophyceae; Suessiales; Symbiodiniaceae. The record is from the annotation of a GenBank genome assembly.
AGGCCCUUUCGGCUCAAGCUGCUCGGUCCGCGCUUGCGGACUGUGACAGCAGAUAUGUCAGGAUGCAAAAUUCAUUUCCUCGUCAGCAUUGCAAUCUAUUUGCUCUUAUGCGUGCCGGUCAGAUCAGUUAGGGAGUCGGUGUUGAGUGAUGAGCUGGACAGUUACGCAGUCGGGAGCCUGGACCCGGACCCGGAGGAAGGUCCGGGCAUAGAUGUCAGGCCUGGUAACAAGCUGGAGGAUGAUGUCGAGGGAAUUGCCGCCUUCAACGAGGGAGAGGGCGAGGAGCCGAAGAGGUCGCAGAAGCCCGAGCCAGAGCCGGAGAUCGAGGUGCACCAUCACAAGGUGCACGGCAAUGCCAGAUACAUCCGGGACCCUCAUGAGCAGCGGAAGCACCGCAUCACCAUGAAGCAGGCGGCGGCGAGGCUCAAGGCAGAGGAAGAGGAAGAAACGGGCGGCAAGGAGCUGGGUGAGGAAAAGGGCGAGGAGAAGGGUGAGGAGAAGGGUGAGGAGAAGGGCGAAGGUGAAGGCGAGGGCGAGGGCGAGGCCGAGGAGGAAGAAGAGGAGGAGGAGGAGCCCUGGGUCAUGACCUUCUGGGACAAAGUUCUGCUCGAAGUCGGCUGGCUCUUUGGGUUUGUGGCCCUGACAGUGGUGCUGGUGCUGGGAAUGACGGUGAUCUCCCAACUCCGCGACGUCUCGCAGGACGUCUACGAUGGUCUGGUGGAGCCUUCAGGGGUCGCGAAAGGCGCCUACUGGUUCCACGUCCACGUCAUGGACCCGGUGGUGGUCCUCUGCGGCCUCGCCAACUUCGUGGUCUUCGCCGCGGCCACGGAGUUGGAGUUGGACCCGCAGGCAACUACCGGCUUCGGCUUCCGCCGGAAGCUGGUGACAUGGGUGCCCCGCGCCAACGCCAGACUGCAGGCGAUCGGCGCCGUGACGCUGAUCCUGAGCUUGCUGGUGCGGAUCUUCUCCGCCCCGGCGCACCCCUGGUGGAAGCAGUACCGCAACGCAGCGCCUAUUGUGGGGGUGUUCCUCAACUUGUACGCCUGGGUCGACGUGGUCGCAGUGACGCCCUCCUUGAUGGACAUCAUCUUCAAGACGGACGCGUAUUACAACAUCCAGUCCUUGUGCCUCAUCCGUCUGGUGGAGAUGGCGGUCCGGUCCCCGUCCUCCACCGGCGCGGGGAUCAAGGCCUUCAUCGACGUCUUCGACGAGGACGGAGCGCUGAUUAGUACCAUCUUCGCGCUGGCGCUGGUGGUGUGGGUCAUGUUCUCGGGGCUCUACAUGGUGGCCAACCGCACCAACCCGGCGAGUGUCUGGGAAGCCGCGGAGUACGGGGGCGAAAGCUGGCAGCGCUUCGAGUCUCUGCCCUCCUCCAUGUUCUUCACGCUCCUGAACCUUUGCAAGGAGCACCCGUUGGCCGAUGCCUUUGGAGAUGAUUGGACCAACUGGGGCUUGGCGGUCUUCCAGCGGGUGAUCAUCAUCGUCGUGUGUAUUGUUGGUGUCCCUGUCUUCGGUGUGCCCACUGGAAUUCUGGGCGCCAGCCUGAUGAAGCAUUGCAAGAAGCAGGUGGAGCAGAUGAAGCAGGCGGCGGAUCCAGCCAUCGAGGCCGAAGCGCCGGCGGAACCGCCGGCGGAAGCGGCGCCGGCGCCGUCGUUGGAGGGCGGGCGCGUGCUGCCGUGGCUGCUGUACACGCUCUUGGUUUCCUUCGGCAGCACCUUUGUGUACUUCUUCUUGACCUUGGGAGAGCCCACCCGCGUGCUCUUCGUGCCGAUCCCCAAAGUCUCGGAGAACUUCUUCGAGUCCGUGAACCUGGCGACCUCGGUACUCUUCUUCGCGGAGUUCGGCGCAAGAGCGGCGAAGGGUCAAGCGGCCUAUCUGCGCUCCCUGCCCCACCUCUGCAUCGACGUGCUCGCCUUCCUCCCCGGCUUCGCCUCCAGCAUCAUGUGGUUCUCCAAAGGCGCUGGCCCCGAGUGGCUGCGGGGACUCUGCGUGCUGCGGGUGCUCAAGGCCGAGCGCUAUGUGGGCGCCUUCGCAAUGAUGGCCUCGAUCCUGGGGGAGAACGGCGCCAUUUUGAAGGCCACCGCGUUGGUGAGCUUCCUGCUGUGGCUGCUGGUGUCCAGCCUGCUGCACUUCACGGAAAGGUUCAACCCGGACGAAGAGGUCAAGGAAGUCUACGCCUCUGUGCCAAGGGCCUUGUGGGCGGAGGUGAUCAAUUUGCACGGUGAGUGGCCUUGGUGCGACUACACCUGGCGCGGAAAAGCCAUCGGCACCUUCCUGAACUUUGUGAGCAUUGGGAUUUGCAUGGUGCCGGUGGUGGUCUUCAGCGACGCCUUCAUGAGUCGCGUGGGCCAAGAGGCCGAGGUGAAGGCGCAGGCGCCGGCCGCACUGCCAGCACCGGCGCCGAAAGCUCUGGAAGGCGCCGCGCCGUCGCCGGAAGUCGAGGCGGCGCCCGCGGCGCCCGCGGCGCCGGAAGCGGCGCCCGCGGCGCCGGACCCGGCGCCGGAAGCGGUGAAGGAGGAGGCUUCGACGGGAGCUGUGGAGGUCUUCCGCAUCUCGGAAAUGGCGGAGAGACGAUGGCAGCUGAAAUUCAAGGAGAACGCGGGCUUCGGGCUGCUCUACUCCCACCUGCUGCCGCCGAAGGUGUUGGAGAAGAACCCGCCCCCUGUGCUCUACUACCUCCUCCGGAUCACUUCGGUCAUCUUCAUCCUCCUGUCCGCGUUCAACACGGUCUUCGAUUCAAUGCCGUCGCUGUCCGUAAAGGAGUGUAAUGCGGGAUCAGAGUGGACGCAUUGCGCGCAGAUGAACCAGUUCUUCGUUGGGUCUGACGCUGUUCUGACCAUCUUCUUCUUCGCGGAGUUUGUGAUGCGAGUCGUCGUGCUCAGGGGGCGGUACUGCUUGUCCUUCAUCGGCCUGGUGGACGUGCUUUCGCUGGUGGCCUUUAUUGAGACCUUGUCGCCGUGGCUGCAUGACGCCGGUCUUCACCCGAACUACUACCCAGAGGGUGGCGUAUCCAGCUGGCGCGACAUCUGGAUCGACUUGAUCCUGCCCUUGCGCCUGAUGCGGCUGAUGAUGCUGGAGUCCUGGACCCCGGCGAUCCAGUCCUUGUGCGACGUGGUGUGGAUGCGGGGCCCGGCCCUGCGCAAGGCCUGCUACGCGCUGGUGGCCGUUUGGUACAUGUUCACCGUCUGCUUGUAUGUGCUCGAGAAGGACUCGGAGGACGAGGAGAUCUCCGCGCGCUUCGCCAACGUCUUGGUGGGCCUCCCCCAUGGCCUCAUCCACCUGACCGGGGAUUACCCCUGCACCAACUACAGCAGUCUGGCGAUGCCGGUCCACCUGGUCUUCCUGAUCGUGGGCAUGUGCUGCACAGGCACCUUCACGGGGAUCUUUGCCGGGGGCUUUGUGGAGUACCUCGGGGCGGAGAGAGACAUGGAGCGGCAGCAGGCCAAAGAGACGCGGCUGCAGGUCAUGGUCACCGCGGUCUCGGUGCUCCAGCGGCGGUUCCGGGUGCGGCGCCAGCGGUUGCUGGCGCCGGUGGCGCAGGAGACCUUGGUCUACAGCAAGGUGACGAUCGCCAAGGCAGCGACGCGAAUCCUGAAGCGGCAGACCUCCUUGGGCCGGGUCUUCAUGGGGUUAGCACAGGCCGCCUUGGUGGUGAACAUCAUGAACACCAUGCUGGAGUCCAUCCCCGAGAUCGAGAACUUGGGCCCGCAGGCGCAAUCCAGCCUCAUGCUAGUAGAGGUGAUCACCGGGGCCAUCUUCACCAUCGAGUUCCUCUUCCACCUCAUGGCAAAUCCGGGAGGUGUUUUCACCACGCCAAUGCGGAUGAUCGACUUUGUAUGCUUGAUACCGACCAUCAUGAAGAUUCGUUUCGAGCUGCAAAGCACGGCGGUGCAAAACGACAACCCAGGCAUGGAGGCCUUCAUCGAAUCCGUGGCCGCCUGUCGGGUGAUCCGGGUCUUGGGCUGGCCCGCCAUCCGGCGCGAAGUGAACGCGGUGAAGCUGACGAUGAAGGCGGCGCUGCCCUCCUUGGCAAUGCCCGCGGUGAUUUCUCUGCAGCUCUGGGUGAUCACCGCAGGCAUCCUCGUGUGGCUGGAGAAUAUGUACACGGAUCCAGAUGGCGAAGUGGCCUCCGAUGCGGAGCACAUGGGCUCGAUCCCCGACGCGCUAUACUGGUGCAGCAUCUACUUGCUCGGCGAAUGGGCCAAUGACGAGUUCACCGACGGCGCCGGCAGCCGGAUUUGCAUCUUCUACUGCCUUUGUGGGGUGGCUUUGUUCUCCAUCCCCGUUGGCAUCAUGGUGGAGGCCGGCCAAGCGACCUUGGUGAAGAUCGCCGACGAGCGGAAGGAGCUGGCGGACCUCAAGGCGGCGGCCAAGGUCAAGCCCAAGGAGCUCAAGGCCUGAUGAUAUCGCUUGGCCUGAGCAGUGCCAGGUCGGAUGAGCGGCACUGAGGGUGAGUUUCGCCGUCCGUAAAGGACAAAGUCCGGGACUUGACUAGGUCCCCCAGUAGUGCCUUUUUACUUUUUUGGGCGCAGGGUUCCCUGAUUCUAACCUCUCUACUGGAGGACCUAGUUGAUUUGUCUUGCGAAAGCCAAGGGAAAGGCCACCACUUGAAAGAGCCUCUGAAUGUGCAAUGCGCC